Amoebophrya sp. A25 is the source of this 2293-nucleotide messenger RNA. NCBI's taxonomy places the organism in Eukaryota, Dinophyceae, Syndiniales, Amoebophryaceae. The record is from the annotation of a GenBank genome assembly.
GUUUUAUAAUUUUCUGAACAGACUGAGACUCAUCUGAUAACCUUUGCACACGCUUUCAGGGUGCUGAUUGGUACGCAGCUCUGCCUCUACUUGGUGUUUUCAUUUUUAUUGUUUAUCGUGCACCUGCAACAGGAGCAAACUUGUUUCUCAAGUUGCUCGCUUCUGUCGAAUUCUUUUAAUCCUUGUAAAGAGCUUUUUGCUACUUGAUCUUCGAUAUUUGCGUCCAUACCUACUUCCUGAUUGUCCGCCUUCGUAAGAAGAUUUGCCAUACUCAGUCAAGAGAAGAGUAAAGUCUCCCACUAAGCACUUAGCAAAGAUGAUGCCUCCUGGUGCUGAUCCGCGAGCGAUGUAUGAGAUCCCGCACGAGCAGAAGCUACCGGUGACGGUGAUCACUGGUUUCUUGGGUGCAGGAAAAACAACCUUGUUGAACCAUAUUCUGACGACGAAUCACGGACUUAAAUUUGCGGUUAUCGAGAAUGAGUUUGGUGAAAUCGGUAUCGACACCGACCUUGUGCAGACCAAGGAAAACAUGGCGGAGGAAGUCAUAUCUAUGGACAACGGAUGCCUCUGCUGCACCGUGCGAGACGAUCUUGUCAAGGGCGUCCGAAAAAUACUUGCGCUCGGAAAAAAACUUGAUGGUGCGACGUCCUUGUAGCCUUUUUCAUAGAUUCCGAUUCGUCAUAAAAAUAGUGUUUACUCACCGGAACCCCUUUCCUAAGGGCAACUUAUCUACGGGUACAACAUGUACUUGUACAAGUGAGCGGGAUGUUGACAGAUUGCAUUUUACUGCACGCUGUAUCAAGUAGGUGUUCUCGCUUCGCAAUUCUCCACCCUCCUCUUUCUGUAGGUAUAAUCAUCGAGACAACGGGUAUGGCAGACCCAGCGCCCGUCGUCCAGACCUUCUAUCAAAGCCCAGACUUGCAGCGACGAUGCAAGGUCGAUGGUGUCAUCACAGUUGUCGACUCGAAGCACGUGAAGCAGCAUCUCUACAACACUGAGUACUUCAGCUAGGCCUGCUGUAUGCGUGGUUGUUCCUCAAAUUAGAUUUGGAACAGUAUGUCUUUGACGCUUGUUCUGAUAUUCUCUAUAUACGAAUGUUGUAGUCUCACGAAGUAUAAGAUAAGCACCUGUAAUGAGUUCCUCUUUGAUCAUCAAAAUCAAAUUUUCUCAAUCACAACAGCAUAUCAGAAGGCGCAGUGAACGAGUCAAUGCAGCAGGUCGCUUUUGCAGACCGAAUCUUGAUGAACAAGAUCGAUCUUGUUGAAGAAAAUGAAAAGAUACAGUUGAAGCAUGACUUGAACACCAUCAACAAGGUAAUGUAGAUUAGUUAAGGAGAAUCGUUUCUUAAAUUCGAAGGCCAAUGAGACAGAUAGCUAUGGUGCUUUUACGAAGAUGUGAUAAUGUUUUCUCCACCCAACACCGACGCGUUAUCAAUCUGUGGGUUAUCAAUCUGUGGAUUUAGAUUAACAGGAAAUCUACUACAUGUAGUAAGUAAUAGUGCUCAUCCACUGUCUCUGCUAGUUCACUGUGAUACUGGUACCUCCACCACAGAUGGCAGAUAUUGUCGAAUGCCAGAACUCCAAGGUGGACCCAAAGUUGCUCAUCGGCAUCGACAAAUUUAACCUAGAAAAAGUGCUUGAAUUCGAUCCCGACUUUUUGAAGGGAGGAGAUAGCCAUGACGAUCACGAUCACCAUGACGAUCACGAUCACGACGAAAAUGGUGAUUGCGUGCUAGAUCACGGACACGGUAGCGAGUCGCAUGGUCACGGUCACGGUGGUGAGUCACACGGACACGGCCACGGAAGUAGUAGUGAAUCGCACGGACACGGCCACGGAAGUAGUAGUGAAUCGCACGGACACGGCCAUGGAGGUAGUAGUGAACCGCAUGGACACGGCCAUGGAAAUAAUAGUGAAUCACACGGUCAUGGGCACGGUGGCGGCGACAAAGCGGCGUUCAAGCCAAAAACGAGGCACGACCUCGCAGUGUCAAGCAUUGGCAUCAAGCUGAAGGCAGGAGAGGACAUGGACCUCAACAAGCUUAGGCGUACUACUACAUGUUACUUAUAGCUAGUCACUACAUUAUAUCAUUGGUGCAUAGACACUAUGGGAAUAUUCGUAGUUACCGGACUCACUUUAGAGCAUAAGAUAGUCUCACUUUGUGCCAUUUCCGAGGGAAAUGGCUGCCAUGGAUCUAGACCCACAAUGGGUUGUUGAUAGACCGCGUGACACCGUUGAAGAUGGGACCAUAGACGGAAACUGCUUGGAAGUAAGCGGGUUUCGCUCGCCGUUAUGG